GUUUCCAGUGGCGUCACUAGGUUGGUGUCCCCUCCCACACCCCCAUGGACCUCUUCUCUUACCAGACCACACUGAAUCCUUAGUCACAUUUUUGUGUAGAUCGUUUAAUUCCCUGGACCUGCAAGAGUCUCUCCCUCCCUGCAAGCCGACGGGGGGGACAGGCAGGCAGAGGCUGGACUGCUGGGUGAUGACCUCCUUCCUGCGGGUUACAGAGUCCCGGCUCCGAAGUCAUGUGGCUGGAGAUCCUCCUCGCCUCUGCGCUGGGCUUUGCCAUCUACUGGUUUGUCUCUCGGGACAAGGACAAGGAAGAAACCUUGCCCACUGAAUAUGGGUGGUGGGGGCCGGGGACGAGGCCCACCCCUGGGGAGGACGAGAGCAUCCGUCCCUUCAAGGUGGAAACGUCGGACGAGGAGAUCAACGACUUACAUUGGAGGAUUGAUAAGACCCGUUUAAGGCCGCCUUUGGAGGAGAGCUACUUCCACUACGGUUUCAACUCCAACUAUUUGAAGAAAAUCCUCUCCUACUGGAGGAAUGAAUUUGACUGGAAGAAACAGGUGGACAUUAUCAACAAAUACCCCCACUUCAAGACGAAGAUUGAAGGCCUCGACAUCCACUUCAUCCACGUGAAGCCUCCACAGCUGCCCGCAGGCCGCACCCCGAAGCCCUUGCUAAUGGUUCAUGGCUGGCCCGGCUCCUUCUACGAAUUUUAUAAGAUCAUCCCUCUCCUGACUGACCCCAAGAGCCACGGCCUCAGCGACGAGCAUGUUUUUGAAGUCAUCUGCCCUUCCAUUCCAGGCUACGCCUUCUCAGAGGCAUCCUCCAAAAAGGGCUUCAAUUCAGUGGCUACCGCAAGGAUCUUUUAUAAGCUGAUGCUGCGGCUGAACUUUGAGGAGUUCUACAUUCAAGGUGGAGACUGGGGCUCCCUAAUCUGCACCAACAUGGCCCAGAUGGUGCCCAGCCACGUGAAAGGCCUGCACUUGAACAUGGCUUUGAUUUUAAGAAAUUUCUCCACCCUGACCCUUCUGCUGGGGCGGCGUUUUGGGGGGCUUUUCGGCUACACCGAGAGGGACCUGGAGCUGCUGUACCCCCUCAAGGAGAAGGUCUUCUACAGCUUGAUGAGGGAGAGCGGCUAUAUGCACAUCCAGGCCACCAAGCCGGACACUGUGGGCUGUGCUCUGAAUGACUCCCCCGUGGGGCUGGCUGCCUAUAUUCUGGAGAAGUUUUCCACCUGGACCAAUUCGGAAUUCCGAAACCUGGAAGAUGGAGGCCUGGAGAGGAAGUUCUCCCUGGAUGACCUGCUGACCAACGUCAUGCUCUACUGGACCACGGAGACCAUCGUCUCCUCCCAGCGCUUCUACAAGGAGAACUUGGGGCAGGGCUUGACCGCUGAGAUGCAUGAGAGGAUAAAGGUCCAGGUGCCCACGGGCUUUGCCGCCUUCCCUAGCGAGUUGAUCCACUUACCGGAAAAGCUGGUGAGGUUCAAGUACCCGAAACUGCUCAGCUAUUCCUACAUGCCCCGCGGGGGCCACUUCGCUGCCUUUGAGGAGCCAGAGCUGCUCGCCCAGGACAUCCGCAAGUUCGUGGGGCAGGUGGAAAAGCAGUGACGCCCGCGGGGACUGACCAAUGCCUCCGAGGCAGCCCCCAUCCCUCGCUGCCAUCCCACCCUUUCUGACAGAAGCCCACAUCCUCCGACCGUCAGCUCCCCUCGGAGAAGCGCCUGUCCUCCCUGCACCCACCCGGGGGAGUGGGGCUGGCAGGGAGGAGGGGGCCUCCUGUUCUUGGCAAAGAUGCCCCUUUCCUGAGGAAUGAAUUUAUGUCCUUCCCUGCCCAUGCUGGGACCCCAUGCUCACCCCCAAGCUGUCUCCCACGUGGUAGGAAACGCGGCUUUGAUAAUAAAUGAUUUUACGUCUAAGUGACAUGCGUGUCCCUGACGCAACGGCUGGUUCUGCUUCCAGCGCGGGACUGGCAGGUCUGCAGCCUGCGCC
This is a messenger RNA of Trichechus manatus latirostris (Florida manatee), 1985 nucleotides long. RefSeq names its product epoxide hydrolase 1 (gene EPHX1). Gene Ontology annotation, biological process: arachidonate metabolic process; epoxide metabolic process. The record is from RefSeq and is a predicted model, not a curated record. NCBI's taxonomy places the organism in Eukaryota, Metazoa, Chordata, Mammalia, Sirenia, Trichechidae. Gene Ontology annotation, molecular function: epoxide hydrolase activity. The coding region runs from base 231 to 1604 and encodes 457 amino acids. The transcript is spliced from 9 exons.